Molecule: messenger RNA, 879 nt
Organism: Cylindrotheca closterium
Lineage: Eukaryota; Bacillariophyta; Bacillariophyceae; Bacillariales; Bacillariaceae
Source: the annotation of a GenBank genome assembly
AUGAAGUCCGUCUCCUUAUUUCUAGCAGCAGCAUCGUUUGCGUACACAUCUGCCUUCACCCUUCCAUCCAACAAUAAUGGUGGAAGGACAGUGGUUUCCUUGGAUAUGGCGUCCGCCAUUGUCUUUGGUACCUCCACCGGAUCGACCGAGACCAUUGCCGACUACCUCAAAGAAAGUCUGCCCGAAGUAGAGGGGCCUUUUGAUGUGGAGACCAUUGAAGGAUCUGUCAAGGAUUUCUUUGAAAAGUACGACUCUUUGAUCGUCGGAACACCUACUUGGAAUACUGGUUCAGAUACCGAACGUUCAGGAACCGGAUGGGAUGAAAUCUACUACGGCGAGAUGCAAGAAAUGAAUAUGCAAGGCAAAAAGGUUGCUGUCUUUGGUCUAGGUGAUCAAAGUUCGUACGCUGAGAAUUAUGCUGAUGCUUCUGGUGAGCUUCACGAUGUCUUUGAGGCCCUUGGAUGUGUCAUGAUGGGAUACACUAGUCAAGAAGGUUACGAACACGAAGAUAGCAAGGCUAUUCGUGGAGACAAGUUUUGCGGUUUGCUGUGCGAUGAGGUUAACCAAGAAGAUCUUUCCGCAGAGCGAGCAGAGGCUUGGGUUGCACAAUUGAAGGCAGAAGGGUUCUUUGAAGGAGGAUCGGCUGCUCCUGCCGCCGCUGCUUCACCAGUGGUUGAGGUUGUCGCCGAACCAGUGUUGGAAUUUCUAGAGGAGAACUCUGCACUCCUUGACGAAGCCAUUGAAUCACAUGGCAAUGUUGGCUUUGCACCACACUACAACCAGAAAACCAAGAGUACCAUGUGGGUCAGCCGAGAUGGCCGAUCUUGCUACUACACUGGCGGAUCUGUCGCCACCAAGGCAUCCUCGUCAUCUCCAUAA